UAAUUAUCAAGAAUGUUCUUCAAAGUGUUAGGCUCUUGGCUGAUGGUGAGCACUCCCCAAAUUCACGUUCACUUGCUGACAAUCCCAUAGCAUCUCGCUCGUUCACUACGAACUGUGUAGUUGGUAUCGAAGCUAACAAGAAACGAAUUGAUCAACUUUUACAUGAGUCGUUGAUGCUUGCAACAAUUCUGAACAGUCACUUGGGUUAUGAUAACGUCGCAAAGGCUGCCAAGAAGGCACAUAAGGAAGGAACAACACUCAAGGAAGCUACUGUCUCUCUCGGUUUCUUAACUCCAGAAGAAUUCGAUCAAAAGGUUCGACCAGAGCUUAUGCUUUAUCCUGAUGAUUUCAAAGCGGCAAGUUUAUAUUUGCCAUCGGACAACGCUCCGAAUUGGCAAAGUCGAAAAACUGCAACCCCGACUUUGGACCCUACCACCCCCAAAAAACGCGUAUCCUCCUCAAAUAUGGCACCUAUUCUAACUGGAAAAAGUUCAGAAUCCGGAACGGCGCGUGUUAUAGGGUCCGGCCUAUCUGUAGCGAAGAGAUUGAUGUCCAAUAAACAGAAAUUUUCGUCGGGGAACGCGAAUUCCAUCCUCUUUCGGGAAUACGCAUCGGCUUCUCUUUCAAAAAAGUUUUUCUCUCUCUUUCCUGGUCUGGGUUAUGCUGCAGGCUAUAAAAUCGCUCAGAGAAUAUACAAGUUCGGUGGACAACCCUAUUUCAAUGACCUAAUCCGUGGUACACCUACCCUUAAGAAUGCAUUCACCAACGCCUUUGGGGAGAGAAACGCCAAGAAUAUGAUGCAUGCCGCUGCCGGAAGCUUGACUGGUAUCGGUGAAGUCGUAUUGUUGCCGUUGGAUGCUCUGAAAAUCAAACGACAAGUCAACCCGGAAGCCUUCAGAGGCCGAGGGGCUGUUCAAAUCUUCCUUCAAGAAGGCACGACGCUUUAUAGAGGAUGGGGAUGGACAAUGGCGCGUAAUGCACCAGGCAGCUUCUCGGACUAUUCAAAGGCAACAUGGUGGCAAAAUUUCAUUGCGUCAACUGCAGGGGCCGUCGCUUCAAUAACAGUCGCUGCUCCGUUGGAUACAAUCAAAACUAGGAUACAGAACGCUAACUUUGAAACCAAAGUCCAUGGUGUCAAAGUUGUUCGUGACUUAAUGAGAAAUGAAGGCCCUACAGCCUUCUUUAAAGGCCUGACACCCAAGAUCUUGGUUGUAGGGCCCAAGCUGAUUUUCAGCUUCACACUGGCACAAACACUCAUCCCUAUAGUUGGGAAGAGUGCAAAGUUGGCAAAGUUGUACACUAUUCAUGAUGCGAUAUCUCCGUUAAACACGUCAAAAAUGGGAAUAGUGGAUUAA
This is a messenger RNA of Acaulospora colombiana, 1355 nucleotides long. The record is from the annotation of a GenBank genome assembly. Lineage: Eukaryota; Fungi; Glomeromycota; Glomeromycetes; Diversisporales; Acaulosporaceae.